UCGCGACAUUGUCUUCUUUUCUUGAUAGCACACAACUCUCUUUUUACUUUUCAUUUUCUUCGUCUUUUUUUUCUUCUUUUCCCUCUCGCCAUUUUCGGUCUUUGCGACGCAAUCCUGUGUCUUUCCACAUGUUGAACUCUGCGUGUUGAGGGGACAUUGCAUUCUGUGCAUCCCAGCUAAACAUUCGUGUUUGUCGCUCUGAUCACGACCUAUUUGGUCGGCAACUUCGCCAACCAUGACGAACUCUUUUGGUUCGGACGAGCCCGUCGUGGCUACGGUUGCCGGCGAAACCUUCGACCCUUUCAUGGGGACCCCCGCGGGCCCGACUCAUCUACGGCACUCCAACUUUGACACCCAUCUCUUCGCCUUGGCCCCCGGAUCUUCUGCCGAGCAGGUCAAGCGGGCGAUCCAGGCGCACUUGCGGGACACGGAGCGGCGCAUGGAGGAAGCCGGGAAAUUGGGAACCGCACUUGUACACCAGCAAAAAGAGCUGACCGAGAAGCUCCGCGAAGUCGACCAGCUCCAGUCCGAGGCCGAGCUGAACCCGGAACUUCGCCAACGGCUUGUCGAGAUCGAGAAGGAUUACAACGAGGUCGCCCGAGACAGUGCCCGAGCUCUGCUUCCUAAGCAGAGGGUGCCUAGCAAUGAAGCUCAAAGCUCUCCGUUUUCCCCGGACAAAAGUGUUGCUAGGCGUUCCGUGAGCCCGUCCAAGUUUGAGACGCUUGCCGCCCCCUCGCCGACAAAGUUUGGCGUCCCGAACCGCAAGCUUCGAAAUCAGCCCGCGAGUAGGAUCCACGACAUCGAAUUCGCUGCCGAGAUCAGCACUUCUCUGAUCACCCAGGUUCGGAACUUGCAAUCCCUGCUCUCCGAGCGCGAAGAGGAGCUCAAAGACGUCAAAUCGGAAAGAUCCCAGCUGGAAAUCGAGGCCGAGGGAUUUCAGCAACGCUUAAAGACCCUGGAUGAGAGCGAGAGCCGGUACAAGGACGAGAACUGGAACCUCGAGACCCAAAUCCACGAGCUGAUUGCGGGGCAAAAGGAUGCCGCCGAGCGCGAGAAGAAGCUGACGCAAACCGUCAAUGUCAUCCAAUCCGAAAGAAAUGCCACCCAGAGGGAACUCGAAGAAGUCAAGGAGAACUUCGCCAAGCAAGACGAGAAGCAUUCCGCCGAGAUCAAGAACCUCGAGAUCGAGCUUGGCACUAGCCGCCGGACCGCCGCCGUCUUCGAAACCGAGCGCUCGGUGCUUCAACGGAAGGUGGAGGAGCUGACCGGCCAGAACCAGGAGCUGGCCAAGGCGUUCUCGGCCCUUCAGCGCGGACGGGCCUUGGAACGCGAAGGCCCGGUCGGCGGGAGCGAAGAGGAUUCCAAUUCGGCCCCCGACCACAACACCCCCGAGCACUCUCCGCCUCCAUCGCCCAUGAAGCCUACUCCUCGCCACUCUGGGCUGGAGUCUGAGACGCUUAAGACGUCUCUCGGUCACGCCCAGCGUACCAUCCAAACCCUGCGGACCAACAUUCAUCGCGAGAAGACCGAGAAGUUGGAAUUGAAGCGUAUGCUUCAGGAUGCCCGAGACGAGGUCGAGAAGCUGAGGAGCGACCCGAACCCUGCUCCUAAGAAAAGCCGCAAGGCUGAGUUGCGCGAGGCCAAGAAGCCCUCUUUCCGGCUUAACCAAUUGGGCGUUUCACGAUCUAGUAGGACCGAAGUCGUCGAAGACCCUGAAUGGGAGGACCAAUCCGAAGUCCCUUCCCCCAGCAUGCUCUCACGUCGCGCCUCGAAUAUGCGCCUCCCCGCGAGCACCGUUGCCCCUGUCGAGUCGAGCAGCGACCACUUUGAGACGGCCAACGAAACAAGCGAUGCCGCCUUCGAGACCGCACAUGAGCGCGGAACUGAAACCGAAGACUUCCAGACUGGUGUCGAGGACAUGUCAGAUGAUAAUGAUACGGCGACCGAGACGGAGUCUGGGCCAUCACGAGGACUCAACUCGAUCAAGCGACCCCCGCCCUUGCCUCCCCAUCACUCUAGCAAUCACUACUCCUUCGACAGUACUGCCUCGACAUCCAGCGAGGACGAUGACUACCCCUCUUUCAGCUCGGAUAUCAAGACGCCAACAUCCGGCCCUAAGAUGCGGAUGCGCGUCAGCCGCAACUCUCUCUCUCGCCGUUCGCGACACUUCAGCGAGGAACCCGCCAUGCAGGGCAGCCCGUCCAGCCUUCCUGCCAACAGCGCCCCGGUGACACCGGGUGGCCAGAGCCUAUUCGCCGAGCUUAACGACUUCGACAACAGCGAUGAAGACUCGUGCACAGGCCCCGAUACUCCCAGCCGGAGGAGCAUCCGGUCUGUCACGCCUGCCACGCCCGGCAGCAUUGCUCGAGGCCGCGCUUCGCCACCACCCGAGGUUCCAGCAAUGCCUAAAAUCAUGAUCGAUAGCGGCAUGAUGACCGAACCGAUGGACCUGCGGUCAGGCCUCGCGAUUCUCGAUCGCGAGGGGGGUUAUGAGGUGCGCGAGGAUUCUGAGCGCCCAAUGUCGAUGGAAUCCGUGAUUAGACCUCGCCAGUUUCCGGCGUCGACUCAAUGGCUGGGAGACGGACACAAGGACGGGAACUCGUCAAGACCUGGAUCCGCCAUCUCUUACAGCGAUGCGAGUGUUCAGCACGAGUGGAAUAAGCUGUUCCCGUCAGCACCGGCGGCAUCAAGCAUCGCUUCCAUCCAGACACAAAUCAUCGAGCCUUUGUCUGAACUGGAAGCCACCCCGAGCCCACCGCCCCUGAGCGUGUCAUCAAUCCUGUCUGAACAGACGGAGCCGAUAGCAGAGUUGGUGGAGCCCCCGGCCCUGUCUAUGGCGUCUUUGGUCUCUGUGCAUGUUGAGCCGGUGGCCGAACUGGAGCCGCCCCUACCGAAGCUUAGCAUGCCUGGCGUCCUCUCGCAGGCUAUCGAGCCAGUCUCGGAACCCGAGAUCCCUCUUCCAGCACUCAGCUUGCCUGUUAUCCUUUCUCAGGAUAUCGAGCCUGUGCCCGAACCCGAGGUUCCCCCCCCAGAGCCCCCGACGCUCAGCAUGCCUGUGAUUGUCUCUCAGUACAUCUCGCCCGUGGCUGAGCCAGAGCCGCCUCUGCCAGAGCCGCAGACACUCAGCGUUCCUGUUGUUGUUUCUCAGGACAUUGAGCCAACUGCCCCAACGCCGGUUGCUCUAACUUUCUCAACUGUCCAUAUCGAGGAAGUCGAGCCCGUCGCUGAGCUGGACACGCCCCCUCCUUCGCCAAUUGCACUCUCCUGCUCGGCUAUCUUUUCCGAGCACGUCGAGCCGGUUGAACUUCCCGCCCCCGUGGUCGCGGAGCGCUCAGAACCAAAGGUUGUCAUUCCUGUACCUUUGCCUCUCUCGCUCUCUUCGAUUGCGUCAGAGCACGUCGAGCCCCAGGACGUGGAGCCCAUCUCACCCAUCAAGCUGUCGGUGUCCUCCAUCGCGAUGGAAGAGGUCGAACCUUUCCAAGAGCCCGAGACACCCGCACCUUCUCUGGCUCUUGCCCCCAUUCAAACACUGGAUGUGGUUCCUUGCGAAGCCCCGGUGUCUCCUCUGAUUAUUUCAAGCGUUCGGUCCUGGGGUCUUGAACCCCUGGAUGAGCCAGAGGUUCUCCCGCCCAGCUUGUCCCUGUCGGGUAUCGAGGCUCAGAACGUGGAGCCGAUUGAAUCCGAAGUGCCCAAGGUUGUUGCCCCGUUACUGAGCUUGGCAGGGAUUCAGUCACUGCAUAGUGAACCUGUCGAGCUGCGCACACCUAAGAGGAACGCAUUUAUCAUACCCCGUGACAUGGAAAGCAUAGUCAACGGCGAGCAGGACGCCAUCCGAGCACGGGACGCACCAGCUUUGUCGAGCGAGUCCGACUCUGCGCCGCCACAAGUGCAGAUCUUGCCGACCGCAGACCAGGGCGCGCAAACAGCCUUGACAUCCGACGCCAUCGACCAAAUGAUAAGGGAGAAGCUCCAGCCCCCCGGCGUGGCUACUCUAGAGCGGUCUAUAUCGAUGGGCAGCAUGGGUACCCCCUCUACGGUGAGGAUCCAUCGGCCUCGUCAAGAAAGCUUCGACACCCCUCUGCGGAACAGAGGGGCACCCUCCGAUGCUGGUGCUGAUGUACUCGAGAGCCCCAUACCACGGAGACCUGGCAGCGCAGCUAGUGGCAUGGCCUCUAUUCAUGAGGUCCCUCCGCUUCCCGCAAACCACAAGGAAGCCAUCGAGGCCGCUAGGACCGGUUCUUCACAGGGUGGCCAAGGCACCAUUGGCGCCAUGGGCCCUCCGUUAUUCCCUGCUUCUUCGUUGAAGCCCCAGAACGCAUCUCUCAGGCCCCGGACUCCCACCGGCUCGAGGCGCCCCACAUCACCAAUUUCUGUGUCCGGUCGCGCGACGCCAACCCCUCGCGUGGCGGGGAGGCCCGGUGUUACCCCCGGACACGCCGAGAUGCACGACAUGCAGUCCCUUUCCCGGGCGACGCUGCGGAGCCGGAAGUCUUCCAUCUCAUCAUUUACGUCCGAGGUGGAUACGCGAUUCAACAUGCACCACGUGAGCGGAUUCGAUCCACAGGGCUUCGGGCCGAACACCGACCCUCGCAUGAUCCAGGCAAUCACGCAGACCAUGAUUGGCGAGUACCUGUGGAAGUACACACGUAAAGCUGGUCGCGGGGAAAUAUCGGAGAACAGACACCGCAGGUACUUCUGGGUUCAUCCGUAUACGCGUACUCUCUACUGGAGUGAUCGCGACCCUUCGGUCGCUGGGCGUUCUGAGUUGAGGGCCAAGAGCGUGCAGAUCGAGGCGGUUCGGGUUGUUGCCGACGACAACCCCAUGCCGCCAGGCCUGCACAGGAAGAGUUUGAUCAUCGUAUCUCCUGGCAGAAGCAUCAAGUUCACCUGCACCACUGGGCAGCGACAUGAGACCUGGUUCAAUGCUCUGUCAUACCUGCUGCUCCGCACGACAGACGAAGGGCAGGAUGAUGCCGAGGAGCUUGCCGGCUACAUCACGCGGGAGGACGUAGACGAAUUCAACCCUUCGACCGGGAAGCGGCCAACAAACGGCAGCCGGGCGCCGCCUUCGCUGUCCUCCUACAACUCCCAAUCAGCGCGGCAAUCUCCAACCAUGGACAUCUCGAUGAGCGUUCCGACAUUAACCCCCUCACGCUCCAAGGCGUCGCAAGGCCGCCCGUCGUAUGGCACGCUUAGCAGGAUCAGCGGUUACUGGAAGGAGAACAAAAUCUCGGGGACCUUUGGCAGCAUGAGAAGUCGAAGUGUCCAGGGGCGCCAUUCUGCUCUGGGCAUUUACGAAACCAGCGACCUGCAAGACAGCGCCGAAGAUGUCCGGGAGAUGAUCGAGAGGCAGGACCGCGAGGCUGAUCGCCUCGAAAACGUUCGCGCGUGCUGCGAUGGCAAACACGAUGUCGGCACCCUCACUAAUAGUGCGAAAAAGGGCCGCCAUUCGGUUGCAGGCUUCCGCUCACCCACCCCCUCGUCAGCCCCAACCCCGGUUGGCACCGUGAGGUCCCGGGCAUGAACACCGUCCAGGCUCACUCUCUAAAUUUCCUUGGAAUAUCAACUCUUUGAUGCCCCUUUUUUGAGGGCCAGCGCAUCAUUACU
Chaetomium fimeti is the source of this 5607-nucleotide messenger RNA. RefSeq lists its product as uncharacterized. The record is from RefSeq and is a predicted model, not a curated record. Gene Ontology annotation, biological process: maintenance of protein location in cell cortex; microtubule cytoskeleton organization. Bases 236 to 5524 code for a protein of 1762 amino acids. Gene Ontology annotation, cellular component: mitochondrion; cell cortex. The transcript is spliced from 3 exons. Gene Ontology annotation, molecular function: tubulin binding; phospholipid binding. NCBI's taxonomy places the organism in Eukaryota, Fungi, Ascomycota, Sordariomycetes, Sordariales, Chaetomiaceae.